AUGAUUUUCAACUUGAUUUUAACUAUUUCAUUUCUGUUUGUGAUCAAGAACAGAUAUAAUAGUGAUCAAAUCAUCACAAGGAUUGGCACCAACUGCCAACUCAACCAGGUACCGUUUCCAGCUGUUAGUAUUUGUAACUUAAAUAUGGUUUCAAAGAGAGAAAGCAUGUCUUCUAUCUUUCAAAUCCUUGAGAACAAUAAUGUCACCAAAAAUCAAAUAUGGAAUUUUCUUCAGAACCUCCCCAAUUUAAAGGAUUACAGCGAGUCUGUAAGGAAUGUGAGUGACUUGACUAAGAUUUUAUCAAUUAUGAAGAAACAUUAUUUUACAGUGGAAUCUCUGAUGGAGGAGGUUCAUCAGAAAUGUGAUAAGUUGCUUUUGUAUUGCGAAUUCAAUAGAAAAGCCAAGAACUGCGGUGAUAUUUUUAAGCUUAUAAAAACGUACGAAGGACAUUGCUGUGCGUUUAAUUAUGCAGCGCUUAAUGACGAUAGUGAAACCGCUGACCUUGCAAAAGACGAUGACAUUGAAUAUUUUGACGAUCCAAGCGGAGAAGACGUGAAAACGAAUGCGCGUAUUUUAGUGAAUUCUGAAUCGGGCAGAGGAUCUGGCCUUAGCGUUAUAAUCAACGUAGAGCCCUUUGAUUACCCAAACUGGUCAUCUUUACCAUAUUUUGGUGCAAAGAUUUUACUCAGCGAUCCCAACGACUACCCAGAGACAACGGUUUUGUACAAGUUUGUGACCCUCGGUGAAUCUUUGGACAUAAAAGUGGAGCCAAUGGUGUUUUUGUGUGAAAAUAACAUUCGCCAGGUUUCGCCAGACAAGCGAAACUGCUGGUUCCACGACGAGGUGUUACUUGAAUACACCGACAGAUACAGUUAUGAGACGUGCAAGACAGAAUGCAAAAUGCAAAAUUUUCUCCGGAAUUGCGGGUGCGUCCCGUACAAAUAUCCUAUCGAGAUAUCAACACCAAUUUGUGAGUUUGAAAAUUUGGAAUGCUUAAACAAUGUAACUGCCUACAAGUCAGAAGAGGACAGAGCCUGCGAUCCUGUGUGUUACAUGGAAUGCUGGGAUAAAAGAUAUAGCAUCACCAGUGACCUGACCCCAUUGAUACCAGAGCUAUUUCCUGCAAAUGUCACAAAAGAUCACAACGCCGGUGAUCUAUGUGCAUUGCAAGUGUAUUUUGCAAAGUCAUCCUGCAACAGCUACAAAUUGAUGCUCUUGAUUGAUUUUAACUAUUUCAUCGCAACCUACGGAGAAUGGGCGCCGAAAGCCGACAUUUUAUUUGAUACCAUUUUUUGUCGCUUAGAAUUCUCCCAUGCUGAAGCGUUUUAUAGGGCUGUGGCCAAUGGCAAAAGGGAAAGUCUAUACGCUGGCGGUGGAGAGUACACACACGGUCUGUUACUUCAUACCAAUGCAACUGGAAUGUUCGGCGGCCGCGGCGCCGCCGUCAAGCGCGACCCCAUUCCGCCCGGAUUGGCAGCGGAGCAGAGCGUGCCGCAACCGGCUCGGGGGUGCAACGCGCGUAAAAAUACGUUGAAAGCAUUUAAAAGCGCCCGCGGAAGUUUU
Iphiclides podalirius (scarce swallowtail) is the source of this 1563-nucleotide messenger RNA. The record is from the annotation of a GenBank genome assembly. NCBI's taxonomy places the organism in Eukaryota, Metazoa, Arthropoda, Insecta, Lepidoptera, Papilionidae.